Molecule: messenger RNA, 1626 nt
Organism: Caenorhabditis briggsae
Lineage: Eukaryota; Metazoa; Nematoda; Chromadorea; Rhabditida; Rhabditidae
Exons: 4
Coding region: 1-1626 (541 amino acids)
Source: RefSeq, a predicted model, not a curated record
AUGGCUGAAGAUGUGGCGCUCCCCGAUUUCGUGAAUGGAGAAGCUUCAAUGGCUAAUGGCCGCCAAUCGACUCUUCCGCCGGCCCUCUCCCAGAUGAUCCAAGCAAGGAUCAAAGAAAUCAAUCAACAACGCUUUGUUCCUCGUUUCCCCAAAACCAGUAGAAGAACACAGACAAAGUUCGAUUGGAUUCAAUCCAACAAUGGGGUUCAAAGGGGAAGUGGCAUCCAAGUGUCAAACACAAAAUUUCGAGAGGAUCUCGAGGAACCUGAAGUAUCCUAUAAUAAGAGAUCGAUUGGAAUUCAAACUCCAUUCGUCAUUCGCACUGAAGAAAAGAAGAAGAACAUCGAGUACAUUGAUUGGGAGCAAUUGGAUGAAGACGACCAUAUGGCUCAAAUCGAGGAAAGACAAAAAGCCAUUGCAUCCAGAAGACGUGACAAUCGCCGCCGUCUUCAAGCUCAUCGUGGAGACGGAACUUUGGGAGACCCCAUCUUUGUUGAGUCGUCGGACACCGAAGACCAGGAGGCUGAAGAUGAUCAACAGGAGGACCCAGAAGGAGUUGACUCCGUAAAGGUCGAAGCUGAGAACUUUGUUGCGAGAUUCCAAAUUGCCAAUCUGGAUUCUUCGAAGCUCAUCGAAAAGUUCAUUGCCGAUGUGUCCUCAAACGACACAGAAGGCACUGAAGAAAAGAAGAAGAACAUCGAGUACAUUGAUUGGGAGCAAUUGGAUGAAGACGACCAUAUGGCUCAAAUCGAGGAAAGACAAAAAGCCAUUGCAUCCAGAAGACGUGACAAUCGCCGCCGUCUUCAAGCUCAUCGUGGAGACGGAACUUUGGGAGACCCCAUCUUUGUUGAGUCGUCGGACACCGAAGACCAGGAGGCUGAAGAUGAUCAACAGGAGGACCCAGAAGGAGUUGACUCCGUAAAGGUCGAAGCUGAGAACUUUGUUGCGAGAUUCCAAAUUGCCAAUCUGGAUUCUUCGAAGCUCAUCGAAAAGUUCAUUGCCGAUGUGUCCUCAAACGAAGCUCAUGACACCAAUGCUCUUCUCGACCUCGUCAUCGACAAAGAGAGGCUCCAAAAAUUGCCACCGGGAGUUCAAAACAUGUGUGAAAUGAGCUCCAUGAAGAUGGUCCGCAGCUUGAAAAUUGGAGCUGAAAAGUUCCCGCAUCAAGCGAUCAAAGUGGCUGCUCUCUUCGUCUUUCAGCAAAUGUGCCCACAGGAGCAUGCUGCGGAAAAGGAGCUCUUCCGCUGCUUGGUCUGCUGGAUUUGCUCCGGGACCAUGGAUGUGGGAAACCACAUCCAAAGGUUCUCGAGAGCCAUUCAAUUGGUCAAAUUAGCUGCCGAAGAUCCGUUGUCAGCCGAUUUCCCAGAAGACAUUCAACAAAUUCUGGUGAUGAUGAAAGCGGAAUACACAACGCUGAGCCAAUUGAAGCAAUCAAGAACUUCCGCCAGCUCUGGAAUCAGACUUCAACAAAGACUCAAGGAUGCGACGUCCGACGAAGAAGUGACCAACAUCCUGCUCGAAUUCUCCAAGUUGCUGGCUCCAUUUGCCCUGAAGGCUCAGUUCGCAAAAUGGCUCCUUCAGAAGAAGAACUUCAAGCCAAUCAAAGAAGUUCUUGAUGUCGAGUAA